AUGCAUUUCCACACUCUGGCACUGGUGGCUUGCUUGACGUUGGCGCAGGCUCACCCUGACGGGUGGUUUCCUUAUCGACUUCCAAAACGAGCUCUAGUGAACGCGAUUAUAUCGAUCGGAUCAAGCUCUGAUGACACCGCCGGAUCAAGCUCUAAUGAAGGCGCCGGGUCAAGCUCGAAUGAAGACGCCGGGUCAGACUGGGCAGACUGGUCAGAGUCCGAAACGACCACGUCCAAAGCGAUUGUCAGACUCCCGGUGACCAGCUCAUUGACCGCUACAACUAGCCCGAGGUUCGAAGUCCCUACAACGAGCACACCCGGUACCAGCUCCACCACCACAUCAAGUAGCCUGUCAGAUCCGACAACCUCAAGCACGACCUCGUCCUCCACAACGACUUCGGUGGUGUCUUCUUCGACAACCACAUCCGUCAGCCCGUUUAUUGAUGUGGUCACGACUUCGACGUCUACCACAACUUCAACAACGUCCACUUUGACAACAACAUCUGACCCCGUCACAACUUCUUCCUCUACCACGACUUCACUAACAACCACUUCGACAACUACCUCUGUCAGCACGCUUAUUGACCCCGCCAUAACUUCGUCCUCUACCACGACAGUAGGAACGUCUUCGACUACUCUUUCCAUCAGCCCAGAUGUCGAGAUUCCGACAAUUUCAUCAUCCACGACGACUUCAGUAACGUCCACUUCGACAACUACAUCUAGCAGCCCGGAUGUUGAGGCCGUUACGACUUCGACUUCGACCACGACCACGAGCUCGACCACCUUUUCCGUCGACACGCUUGUUGAAGACAUCCCGACCUCGACUUCAACUACUCCUACCGGCUCCACCGUGGCUGCCGAGACGGUCGAUCCCACUUCUAGUGAUAGCUCACCCGUCAAUGCAGCACCGACGACCACAAACGCGCCAAUAGCCUGGUCGGAGUGGGCCGAGUGGUCGAUGACAACCACUACCGUUUCAUCUGGUGAAGAAGUUGCCGUCAGCACCACUGUCGAGGAUACUACCUUUACGUUGACCAUGGGCUCUGGAGAGUCGGCUUCUGUCGUCACGACCACGAUGCAUCUGACCAGGACUUUGACCUUGACGAGCACCAUUUAUGCUACCAUCACUCGACCAUCCCCUAGCCCAGUGGGAGCUUCAGAUAACCAAGGGCCCGGAGUUGGGGACGACAACAAGGACGUCGCUGCGGCUAGCACAGAAACUCCCACAAGCCCCGAAGGUACCACCACCAUCACGUUACAGUCUACAGUUACCGAGACAGUCACUGUGGCCCCCGUAGAGACUGGUGCUGGCCCGGCUGGACAUGGCCGCCCACCUCCUUGCAGCAUUGCGUACGUCACCGUCACCGAGGUUUCGCAAAGCACCGUCACUGUCACGGCCACACCUUCUUCGGUUGAAGCCAUCGUCAGGCCGUCCGGGGCACCGGUGGAGGCGUUUGAGGUGUCGACUUCGGCGACGACAAGCUCGACUCCAAGCACAACCACCACCAUGACGACGUCGGCAGUCUAUGGGUUUGGUAAUGGCACCGAGACACGACAUGCCCGAGCGAGCUCAGGGUUUCUGACCAUGUCCAAGCAUGCCGCUCCAGUGGGCUUGAAGCCAUGA
Molecule: messenger RNA, 1623 nt
Organism: Fonsecaea multimorphosa CBS 102226
Lineage: Eukaryota; Fungi; Ascomycota; Eurotiomycetes; Chaetothyriales; Herpotrichiellaceae
Exons: 1
Coding region: 1-1623 (540 amino acids)
Source: RefSeq, a predicted model, not a curated record